GAGUAUAUGUACGUUUUUGUUUUCCUUAGAUUUCAGCAACAUUGCUCAAUUCACACUAUCACAUUCUCAGAAACUGGAGGUACGGCCAUGUCGAGGCCGACUAGGGAUGCAAUCGAGACUUACAUGACCCUCACCGGCGCGUCGGAGUCACUCGCGUUUCAGAAACUCGAGAUCACCAUUCGCUGCUUUGCUUAUGGCUUCGUUCAUGUUCAUUGUGCGAGAUGGUGAAGCAAUCUUCUUGGUUUGACAAGAGUAGUUUUAAGCUCAAUUCUUGUUUUCUGGCUCAAAUCGUUCGUUACUAAUUAGGAAAUUACGUACCAAGACAGUUUUACACUUGAUUGUAAUUUCCUUGUCUUGGUUAAGUUUGAGUACCAAAACAUAUAAAAGAGAGUGUAGAACUGUAUAGCUGAUGAGUUAUUAUAGAUGCAAUGAUAUUGUUAUUCACAUCUCUGACCCCUUACGUUAGCCUUCCCUACAUAUAGAUUUGAAGCAUGAGUGUGUACAGGUUCUGCUACUGAGAUAAAGAACAUGGAGGGAAUCUGAAUGAAGCUGUGGAUGCACACUUUAACGCUGGGAUUAUAGACAUGAAUGACAGUGGAACUUUGCAAGGAAACACAUACAUGACGAAUCCCUCACCAGCUGCCUUCCCACAACAAAAUUAUACUGAUAGGAAUAAUGAGACUCAAUUUGGAGGUGGACUUUUGCCAUUGCUUUCUGCUGCUAGAAGCUUCAGGCCUUCUUUAUUACUCGAUCCUAAUUACAGAAGAGAUCUUUUUAAUCGUAUUGGUGCUGGUGGAUUUACUGGUCGUCAACCACUAGUUACACAGCCAGCGCCGGUGCCAGUCACUGGUAUUCCUGCGGAGUUCAAUAAUAGUAGGCAUCAUCAGAUUCAUCAUUCAGGACUGAGUCCUAAUAUUGGCAAUGAUCAUAUGCCAACAGAAUAUAACACCUCACAAGUGGACAACCACGUGGAGGAUGAAAUGGUAGAAGCUGCAAUUAGGGCAUCAAAGCAAGAAUUUGAACAGGAUUCCUCUGGCGAUGAUGAUAUUGCUCGAGCCCUCUCAUUGUCUUUGAAGACAGCUGAGCAAGAGCAAGCGGCGCGUGGGUGGCAGAUGAAAGAUUACAAUGAAGAGCUUGGAACUCAUAGAGGAUGGAAGCCAGGAAGCUCAUCAAGCCAAAAUAUAGCCAUGAAUGCAGAAGAUGAACAACUAAUUAGAAGAAUAUCUAACAGCAGUGCUGGUAAUCUUCGUCAGCACAAUGAUGAUGCUUUUCAAUUUGGAGAGUGGGGUGGCAUUUCUUCCAAAGAGAUUGAUGAAGCACUAAUGCUUGAGAGUACGCUAUAUGGUGGGAUUUCUGAAGGGGCUUCAAAACAAUCUUUGAAUGCACCUCAAGUGCAAAGUCAUCCAGAAAGAAAUGUGAUUCCCAUUCUUCCAGUGCACAGCCCUAUAUCACCUUCUCUCUCAGCAAGCCGAUUACUUAAAGAGCAACAGGACAUGGAGUAUCAUGCAUCAUUGUUGCUUGACAAAGAGAGAGAAGAAGAAUCCCGCAAAAAAAUUCACAGUGAAAUGGAAUAUGAGAAAAAUUUAGCUACUAAGAAAGCUUCUCUUCCGUCUGAACCAGCAUUAGAAGAUGAGAACGCAGUCACUCUUCUUGUUCGAAUGCCGAAUGGAAGUCGCCUUGGUCGCCGCUUUCUCAAGUCCAACAAGCUUCAGCUUCUUUUUGACUUCAUAGACUUUGAUGGAGUAGUGAAGCCUGGGACUUACAGAGUGGUAAGGUCAUACCCUAGGCGCGCUUUCAAUGUAGAUGACAGCUCAUUAACUUUGAGUGAACUAGGCCUGACAAACAAACAAGAAGCUUUGUUUCUGGAGUUGAUUUAGCCCCAUGCAACAUCUUCUAUAAAGACUUCUUUUUGCCUGAGCAUGUUGUUCUAAAGAAAUUUGCAGCUGGUAAAAGUACAACACUUGAAAAUUGAACAUGGCCCUUUAAAACCCGAAUAUAACAAGUAAAUGGAAAUUAUAUUCAAAAGAUUGUCUGUUUGAUUUGAUGAUGAUGUAUAUAUAUCCAUAUAUGUGCGUCAAUGGCCUCAAUUUAUGAUGAAUUCUGGCAUAUGAUGACCGUUUUGGGAGUGAUUUUGAACCCGCUAACAUUGAUUUUUUAUUUUU
Molecule: messenger RNA, 2162 nt
Organism: Humulus lupulus (European hop)
Lineage: Eukaryota; Viridiplantae; Streptophyta; Magnoliopsida; Rosales; Cannabaceae
Product: plant UBX domain-containing protein 9
Exons: 12
Coding region: 585-1877 (430 amino acids)
Molecular function (GO): ubiquitin binding
Source: RefSeq, a predicted model, not a curated record